UUCGUCAAGACCCUGACGGGUAAGACCAUUACCCUCGACGUCGAGUCGAGCGACACCAUCGACAACGUCAAGGCCAAGAUCCAGGACAAGGAGGGUAUUCCCCCGGACCAACAGCGCCUGAUCUUCGCUGGUAAGCAGCUUGAGGAUGGCCGCACCCUGAGCGACUACAACAUCCAGAAGGAGUCCACCCUUCACCUUGUCCUCCGUCUCCGUGGUGGUAUCAUCGAACCCUCUCUCAAGGCUCUCGCCUCCAAGUACAACUGCGACAAGUCCAUCUGCCGCAAGUGCUAUGUA
Molecule: messenger RNA, 294 nt
Organism: Aspergillus glaucus CBS 516.65
Lineage: Eukaryota; Fungi; Ascomycota; Eurotiomycetes; Eurotiales; Aspergillaceae
Exons: 2
Biological process (GO): protein ubiquitination; translation; modification-dependent protein catabolic process
Cellular component (GO): nucleus; ribosome; cytoplasm
Molecular function (GO): ubiquitin protein ligase binding; protein tag activity; structural constituent of ribosome
Source: RefSeq, a predicted model, not a curated record